ACUUAUACUACUAGGGUCGGGAACUCAUCUGAACAAACACUUUGACUCUCUCACACUCCACUGACUCUCUACUUCUCCCCUCUUCUACUAGUCCGAUUCGGUUUCUUGUUCAAAAGCUGCGAUUCCGUUACCGGAGAUUAAAAACCUUCAAUAGGAGAACUUAGAGCAAGUGAGUCUGAGCUAUGUCAAAAAAGAAAGCACUAGAGCUUGAUGAAGGGUUCUAUGAAAUCGAGGAUGUUAGAAAGAAAAGGGUUCACAAGGGGAAGACCCAAUACCUUAUAAAAUGGCUUGGAUGGCCUGAGAGUGAUAAUACUUGGGAACCUAUUGAGAAUCUACAAGGAUGUUUAGAUGUGAUUGCGGAAUUUGAUAAAGGCUUAUAUGAAAUUGAAGAUGUGAUAGCGAAGAGGGUUCGUAAGGGCCAGACAAUGUAUCUAAUUAAAUGGCUUGGUUGGCCUGAGGAAUAUAACACUUGGGAGCCUAUCGAGAAUCUAAAAGCAUGCUUAGAUGCUGUCUCUGCGUUCGAAAAAAGGUUACGUUCAAGAGGGCAAAAGGGGAAUCGGAAGGGUACAUUUGCUAAACCCAAGAAGACACAGAGAGUCUCAUGUAAAGAAGUUUUAGAGGAGGAAUCUACUGCGUCUGUCUGUGAGGGAUCCCCUCCGAGAAGAACAUCUUGCCAAAUAGAGUCAAAUAUGUUAUCAGGUAUUACACAGGGAUCUCCUCCAACAGAAGAAGUCCCACAAGUAUAUUCCAACAUCUCCUCACAUACUUCUCAUGGAAGUCCUCAAAACUCUGCUUCUCGUAAAAGCUCCAAGGAUCAUACGCCUGCUGAUGAUACAUCAACAGCUUGCAUGGAAGCUCCUAAUGACAAAGGAAGUCCUCUUAAAAGUGAUCUGCACUUGUUUCAAGAAGGCAAGAGUCAAUUCAGCUCCGUUCUCCUCAAAAGUUUCACUAAAACACUGGAAGAGUUAACUCCCAGGGAACAGAUUAAGGAAAAGUGGGACGGUCCGUUGUUUACGUGGUCCCAUGAAUCUUUUGGCGCCACGAAUCAUGUUGCACCAGCAGAAGAGAUGAGACCAUUUGUUGGGAGUAGUACUAAACCUGGUCCUGUAACAACAAGUAUUACAUCUAGUCUGCAGGAUAUGAAUACUUCGACUCCAGUCUCAGCCUUAUUACAAAAGCCUUUCUCAGUUUUGCAGCAAGUGCAAUUGCGUGCUCAGAUAUUUGUUUACGGUUCUUUAAUUCAAGGAGUCGCACCUGAUGAGCCGUGUAUGGUGUCAGCCUUUGGAGGAUCUGAUGGCAGAAGGAGCAUGUGGGAAACUGCAUGGAGUGUUGCUCGAGAGAAGCGUGAGGAUCAGAAGUCUCCACUCACACUCAGUAUUAAAAGUGCAAAGGCUCCUGCAGAAAAUUCAACACCUGUCCGAGCUGGUGGCAUCGGUGCUCCUCCCAGUCCUAUGAUGCUAAGUCCUUUGCCCUGGGAGAGAUGACAGAAACGGUAGAGUGCUACAAAAAAGGUCAGGGACUUGGGCUUGAUCCUUGGCUAACCUCAAGGGUGCAGGGAAGAGAUGAUACUUAGACGCAGUUUCCAUGUAAAAUGUGGCCGUGAAAAUCAGAAGCUUUUGUUGAUCAAUGGUGGGCUUUUGUAGAUAAACAUGAGUAACUACAUCCCCAGUAGGCCAGUAGAUAUCCUAGUUACUAGUUUGAGUCAAGGUUAGAGGGGACUAGUUAAAAGUAUGUAUAAAUGCAGGGAAACUACUCAUAAUAAACCAUCAAACUUCAUUGAUUGUGCUAUAUCAAUCAAACACACAUAUGAUUCCAAAUUGAAUUAUCUGUUCUUAAAAU
Molecule: messenger RNA, 1839 nt
Organism: Papaver somniferum (opium poppy)
Lineage: Eukaryota; Viridiplantae; Streptophyta; Magnoliopsida; Ranunculales; Papaveraceae
Product: chromo domain-containing protein LHP1-like
Exons: 12
Coding region: 183-1484 (433 amino acids)
Biological process (GO): heterochromatin formation
Source: RefSeq, a predicted model, not a curated record